Messenger RNA from Bombina bombina (fire-bellied toad), 7128 nucleotides. It is a transcript of the gene ATG2B, whose product is annotated as autophagy related 2B. The record is from RefSeq and is a predicted model, not a curated record. Gene Ontology annotation, cellular component: phagophore assembly site; extrinsic component of membrane. The transcript is spliced from 42 exons. Gene Ontology annotation, biological process: reticulophagy; piecemeal microautophagy of the nucleus; autophagosome assembly. Gene Ontology annotation, molecular function: phosphatidylinositol-3-phosphate binding. Lineage: Eukaryota; Metazoa; Chordata; Amphibia; Anura; Bombinatoridae. Bases 294 to 6515 code for a protein of 2073 amino acids.
GCUGACGUCAUUGUUUAUGUCUAGAGCAAGAAACAACCUGAGUAAACCUGUGUCACAACAUUAAGAGAGUCGGGGUGCUGCUGCUGCAGGAAGCCCUGUACUAUGGGCAGCGACCGUUGCUAUUACCUUACAGGCUGCGUACUGGACCAGAUAUGGUUGCCUGGGUUGCAGUUAUAGUGAUGCGAAAAGGCUGACUGUAAUGGCUUGCAGGCACGACUAGGCCUUGCGUGUGCCUCUGACAGGCUUAGUGGGGACUGCAAAGUGACUGAGUGUGGCAUUUUUUAGUGUCAGCCAUGCCUUGGCCCUUCUCAGAAUCCAUUAAGAAGCGGGCAUGCAGGUACCUGCUGCAGAGGUACCUGGGACACUUCUUGCAGGAGAAGCUGAGUCUGGAGCAGCUGACACUGGACUUGUACCAAGGGACUGGCUCACUGUCAAAGGUCCCCUUGGAUAAAUGGAGUCUUAAUGAGCUGAUGGAAUCAGCAGAUGCACCUUUGGAAGUGACUGAAGGUUUCAUUCAGAGCAUCUCUCUUUCCAUUCCAUGGGCAUCAUUACUGCAAGAAAACUGUGCGCUGGAAGUAAAGGGACUAGAAAUCGUACUGCGACCAAGACCUCGACUAAGGUCUGGUUCUGAGCCAAUGUAUUGGUCAAGUUUUAUGACCAGCAGCAUACAACUUGCUAAGGAGUGUCUUAGCCAAAAACUUAAUGAUGAGCAAGAAUCCUCACAGCCUUUUGAGGGCCUUGAGAAGUUUGCUGAAACAAUUGAAACUGUUCUAAGACGGGUCAAAGUCACUUUUAUUGAUACAGUGUUUAGAAUAGAAAAUAUUCCUGAACAUUCUAAAACAGGAGCUGCUCUUGAAAUUCGAAUUAGCAGAACGGUGUACUCAGAUGAGACGGCAGAUGAACAUUCGGGGAUUAACGUACACCAGCCAUCUGCAUUUGCUCACAAAGUGCUGGAAUUAACAGGUGUUUCUGUCUUUUGGGAUGAAUUUCAGGCCUCUGCAAAGUCCUCCCCAGUUUGCUCAACCUCACAAGUGGAAACAGAGCCAAAACUUUCCCCCAGCUGGAACCCGAAACCUGUGUUUGAACCACACCCACAGUUCACAAGAAAUGUACCAGAAAUUACCCCUUCAGACCCUGUACAGAUUGCUUCACUUGUUGGUAAAAUUGCGCUGGGAUUGAUUCUGAAACAGAAUGAAGUACUUCCUGGAGCAAAGCUUGAUGUGGAUGGGCGUAUUGAUUCGUUUCAUAUUUUCCUCUCUCCGAGGCAAGUUCAUCUUCUGCUGGACAUAAUGGCAGCAAUUUUGGGGCCAGAGGGGAGCAGCCAGAUUCCAUUAUCAAGCAAAGACCGUAAGAGCCGACCAAUGCAACAAGAGGAUGAGUAUCGCAUACAAAUGGAGCUGAAGCGAUAUUUAAGAAAAGAAUCCUUGUCUGGAGGGGCAUCUUCAGAACAUAGUUUUUAUGAGAGUGAAACUGCAAAAACCCCUUCUAGUCAUGAUGAGGAAGUUUUCUUCUCAAUGGCAGAUAUGGACAUGUCUCAUAGUCUUUCUUCUCUUCCCCCCCUUGGAGAUCCCCCCACAGUGGACUUAGAACUGUCUUUAACUAGUACAUAUACUAAUACCCCAUCAGGAUCGCCAAUGGGCGGCACAAUGUCAACCUGGGGUGAUUAUCAAGAACGUCACAAACCAGAAGAGCAAGUAGUGCGAGGGACAGCACCGAAAUCUCACAUUGUUCACCAAAAUCAUAUUCGAAGGACCACACUUCCAACACGCUCAAUAUCCAUGGAUGAAUCAAGACCCGAGGUUGUGUUUAGGCUGGCUGUGGAUUCUUUGUCUAUCUCAGUGCUUCACAUCGACCCUCUGCCACCAACUGAAACCACUUUGAGCAAUAACCGACUAACCCCCAUGUCAGCUGAUUUCUUCCGACACAUUGAAAAAAUGGAUCCUCACACAUUUACAAAAGAUAAUUUCACCUCUUUCAGAAAUGUUUUUGCCAAGGCUUGUUCUCAUGACCACCUUAGAUUUAUGGGUAUGGAAAUUAAAAUAGCCCAUGAACAAAGGCAGAGGACAAACUCACAGACUUUCAGCAGUGAUGUGUCUAUUGGACAACUGGAGCUUUUAGAGUGCCUUUUCCCCAGUGAUUCUCAAACUAUUCGUCCUCAAUAUACAGAAUUACUAAGGUUUGACAAUGUUAGUGGAACUGACUCACGGUCUACACCAUGCCUUCAUCUCCUCUAUAAACACUCUGGUACUAGGGGACCUCAGGGUCAUACAGGGAGGUUAAGUUCUGCCCCUCAAAGAUCAGAGCUGCAAAUUACAUUAGCCCCUGCUUUUUGUGAGUUGGAUGUCAGUAUUGUGGACAGAUUAAAUUCUCUGCUUCAGGCUCAGAAACUAAGUACAGUUGAAAUGAUGGCAUCACACCUGUACGCCUCCUACAACAAACAUAUUAGUCUGCCUAAAGAGUUUACAGAAUUUUUCUUGGAUGACUCUCGAUCCCCUACAAAUACUCGGGUUUCUGUGCUGGUUUCUGCACCAACUUUAAAUCUUGCUGUUCGGUUUCCAAUUCCCGAUCUUCGAUCAGACCAGGAGCGCGGCCCGUGGUUCAAGAAAUCCCUUCAAAAAGAAAUUCUACACUUAAAGUUGUCUGAUUUAGAGUUUAAAACUGAAGUCUCCUACGGUUCUUCCCCAGAGCAAAUGAAGCUAGAACUUACCAUCAAAGAUCUAACCGGAGCCUUUCAAGAGGAGACUGAGGGUCCCCAGAUACCCUUCAUCAGAGUGUGCAGUGGCCUGGACGGAGAUUUGACAACAUCUGAUAAUUUUGACUGGCCAAGGAUUGUGCUGAAAAUGAACCCCAUUGCGGUGCACUCUGUCUUGGAGCGGAUAGCGCAAGAAGAGGAUGAUGAAGGAGAUGGACGUUUUCAAGAGGAUGACGAAGGCGCAUCUCAUUCCCUAAAAGAUGUUUGUGACCUGAGACGCCCGGAGCCUUCCCCUUUCUCCUCUCGAAGAGUCAUGUUUGAGAAUGAGGAGAUGGUGAUGCCUGGAGAUGCAAUAGAAAUGACGGAAUUCCAAGAAAAAGCCAUUAAUAAUUCUCACUACGUACUAGAACUGACAUUACCAAGCGUAUAUUUAACGUUGCCGAACAAAACUUUCUAUGAAAAGCUUUAUAAUAGGAUAAGCAAUGACUUAUUGCUCUGGGAGCCAACAGCUCCAUCUCCAGUGGAAACCUUUGAAAACCUAUCAUAUGGGAUUGGACUUUCUGUUGCCAGCCAACUGAUCAACACCUUUAGUAAAGAUGGCUCAAACCCAUUAAGAUCAACUGUUCAUUAUGAUGAGGACAGUGGCUCCGAGGAAGAGGUCUUACAAUUUGAUCAUAUCCUGGAUUCGAACUAUCACAGUCGGAGAAAGAAAAAACUAGAGUCACAAAAUAAGCAUUCUCAAAGUUUUCUGUCUCUGCUUAUAAAUGUGAACCAUGGGCUUGUUUCUAUAUUCACCGACGUUAAGCAAGCUGAUGGAACGCUGGUUGAAAACAAACAUGGGGAAUUCUGGUUGGAAUUUAACAGUGGCUCAUUAUUUAGUGUGACAAAAUAUGAGGGUUAUGAAGAUAAACAUUAUAUCUGCCUUCAUGCAAGCACCCUGAGUCUCUACCAUCAAGGUAUACUGGAUGGUGUUGUCCUGCCAACUGAUGUUCGACUUCCCAGCAUGACUCCCCCCCAUUGGUUAGAGCCCACUAUUUAUUUCUCAGAAGGAGAUGGUGUAUCUACGCGCCCAGCUACCAAUGGCGUUGGAGUAGAGAGUCUCUGCAUGCUGACAGUGGCCGUUAAAAUCCAGUCGGACAAAUCUGAUAAUAACACUAAGGAGUUCCUUGUUGCUGUGGGAUUACGUGGAGCUACUCUUCAACACCGAGUAUUGCCAUCCGAACUUGCCUGGCAUGAACAGAUUUUACAUUUUCUCAAUAUACUGGAUGAGCCAGUCUUGGGUUAUUGUCCACCAGCGUCAAUAACAACUUUCCAUGUUCACCUAUGGAGUUGUGUCCUGGAUUACAGGCCUCUUUACUUGCCUCUGAGAGCGCUCCUUACGGUAGAAACCUUCAGUAUCUCAUGCAGUGUGGCCCUGGACAAAUCAUCUUCUAGCCUUCGAAUUAUCUUGGAUGAAGCUGCCCUGCAUUUAUCUGACAAGUGUAAUGCUGUAACUGUGAAUUUAAGCAGAGAUUAUGUCCGUGUUAUGGAUAUGGGGCUUUUAGAACUGACUAUACUUGCAGUAAAACCUGGAGAAAAGUCUAAGCCUCGGUUUGAAAUGUACUGUUCCAGUGAUGUUAUUCACAUAAGGACUUGUUCUGAUUCCUGUGCUGCUUUAAUGAACCUCAUACAGUACAUUGCUAGUUACGGAGACCUACACCCACCGUCAAGGACAGAAACAUCUCCUGGGACUCACAAGAAAAGUAAAAAGAAUGAUUCUGGAUCAGGAUCCAGUUCCCAAGGUCCAGUGCUGGCUGAAGCAGAACAGAAAAUUUUACGAGAUUUAAUGAGUGAUGCAAUGGAAGAUACCGAUAUUGGUCAAGCAGCUUAUUUUAUGAAACCUCAGUUGAACGGGAUUGCUGAAGGUAAAUGUGAAUCGCAAGACGCACCUUGUUCAGACCUUUUCCUGUUUCCUGAUGAAAGUGGAAAUGCAUCGGAAGAAGCAAGCCCUGCAUUUGCCCCAGCUGUAAAGCAUCUUAUAAGUGAAGCAAUUUUGGAUGUUCCAUCAGAAAAUGAUGACUUCUGUAUUUUAUACGCCCCAAAAACGACUGUUCCGGAAAAAGAUCAGGAACCGUCUGUCAGAAAACUUGUCGAUGAUAUAAUUGUGAUAAAAGAGAACCAUUUCAGCCUGCCUGCAGAAAAGUUAGGCAACAGUAAAAUGUCUUUGAAUUACCCUGUACCAAUUAUACGCUAUGUGGUAAAGGAGUUUUCCCUUGUUUGGCACUUAUAUGGAGGGAAGGAUUUUGGCGCUACCUUUCCUCCAGCAUCUCCGGCAAAUAACUUUGUGAGUCCUCGCAGCUCCCCUUCUAGCACGCCCACCAGACAGGGUAGCAAUCUAGUACGUGGUGGACGUGGAAGAAACCAAGAUCUGUUAAUGGAAAUCCAACUUUGCAAGGUAAAAUUCCAGCAUGAAGUGUAUCCCCAGGAUGGACUAGAAACUGGCGUUGCUAUACUGGAACAGCCUGUAUCCAGACAAAUUUUCAUUGUUCAAGAUAUAGAAAUCAGAGAUCGUCUGGCCUCAUCUCAAAUGAAUAAAUUCCUUCAUCUUUACAGCAGUAAAGAAAUGCCAAGAAAAGCUCAUUCCAAUAUGUUAACAAUAAAAGCCUUACAUUUGCGACCAGAAUCUGGGCAUUCUCCACAAGAAUGUUGCCUACGUGUUACCGUAAUGCCACUCCGUCUCAAUAUUGAUCAGGAUGCCUUAUUUUUUCUGAAGGAUUUUUUCACAAGUCUUUCUACAGAAGUUGAAUUAUUAGUUACACCUGAUCCAGAAGUAAAAAGAACUGCUGGUGCAGAUGUGAUGUGCAAUUUGCCAAACCACCUCUGUUCUCAUGAGCUGAACCCAGUUAUUUCAUUUUUGGGAAAAGCUCAUACGGUACAAAAUGGCGGAACUCAUUCUGCAGGCACAUUUCACAGUGAAAAUCUGGAAAACUUAGAAGAUGUGUCAUCUUUUAACGACCAGCCAAUCUUUUUCAGAGAAUUCCGCUUCACUGCAGAAGUACCUAUAAGAUUGGAUUACCAUGGAAAACAUGUUUCAAUGGAUCAGGGAACACUAACUGGAAUCUUGAUUGGGCUUGCUCAACUAAAUAGCUCUGAGCUAAAGCUGAAGCGGUUAUGCUAUCGACAUGGUUUAUUAGGAGUGGAUAAACUUUUUUCUUAUGCCCUUAAUGAAUGGCUUACAGACAUUAAGAAAAAUCAACUGCCAGGAAUUUUGGGAGGUGUAGGGCCAAUGCACUCCCUUGUACAGUUGGUCCAGGGUCUAAAAGACUUGGUGUGGCUGCCAAUAGUGCAAUAUAGAAAAGAUGGACGCAUUGUCCGUGGGUUCCAGAAAGGUGCUGCGUCCUUUGGCACAUCCACUGCUAUGGCAGCUUUGGAACUAACAAACCGAAUGGUACAGACUAUCCAGGCUGCUGCAGAGACAGCUUAUGAUAUGGUGUCACCUGGUCCCAGUCCUGUUGAGUUAAAAAGAACAAAACGAUUUUCUCACCAUCGCUUAUUGCAUCAGCCUGUAGAUCUGCGAGAGGGAGUCGCUAAGGCAUACACUGUGGUAAAAGAGGGAAUUACUGACACAGCCCAAACAAUCUAUGAAACAGCAGCUCGAGAACACGAGAAUAGAGGAGUUACAGGAGCAGUUGGUGGUGUUCUCCGACAAAUCCCCCCUGCGGUCGUUAAGCCAUUAAUAGUUGCAACAGAAGCAACCUCCAAUGUACUUGGCGGAAUGAGGAAUCAGAUCAGGCCAGAUGUUAGGGAAGAAGAAUCUCAAAAAUGGCGCUUAGAAGAAGGGUAAAAAGCUGAAUCUACUGUGUUGAAGGACUGCUCUGCAGAAGAGAAAUGGCAUUCCAUGACCCAAAGACUAUGUCUUGGAUAUGUCUCCAUUUUUCUUGAAAAACUUGGCUCAGGAACCAGGAUUUUUUUUUUGUUACAACAACAAAUGGUAAAGUUAAAAAAAAAAAAAAAAAGGAUCAGAAAUUAAGAACUUCUAGAAAUGGAUUUCGUGUUGAUACCCAAUAAAAGAGUCUGCUUCCUCAAUGUUACAUUGGAAUUCCAAUAUUCCCCAUGCUCACCCAAUGUCGCUGAACUGUGUUAUAUCUGAUGGUACAUGCUUCGCUAAAGGGAUUUCAUCCGCAUGUUCCGUAGCAACUAAAAUAUAUUUAUCAGAGAACGAUGAGAAGCAAAUUCUAUUUUGGCACUAGCUUUAUAUUAAUGUAAUUAUUUAAGCAGACAUAAUUGUCAUUUCAUUGCACUUGAUGACAAAGCAGUUCUCUCUUGUAACUAAAUGUUAGGUAGCUAAGAUCUACAUUUAAAAAUGUUUGAGCCUAAAUACAGCAGACAUCUCAUCAAGUUUAAUAUGUAAAUUGUAAUUGUGUAUAGUGUGAAUAAACACUUGUGUUUUGGUGAAA